AUUGCCCAGCUCUUCCUGUACCUCGCUGUGGGGACGACAGAGUUUGCAUUACUUGGAGCGAUGGCUGUGGACCGUUAUGUGGCCAUCUGUAACCCUUUAAGAUACGACAUCAUUAUGAACAACCGCACCUGCAACUUGGUAGUAAUCGUGUCAUGGGUGUUUGGGUUCCUUUUUCAGAUUUGGCCAGUUUACGCCACAUUUCAGCUCACUUACUGCAAAUCAAAUGUUGUAGACAAUUUUUUCUGUGACCGAGGGCAAUUGCUCAAACUAUCCUGCAAUGAUACUCUUUUCACAGAGUUUAUCCUCUUCUUAAUGGCUGUUUUUGUUCUCUUUGGUUCUUUGAUCCCUACCAUUGUCUCCUACACCUACAUCAUCUCCACCAUCCUCAGGAUCCCCGCGGCCUCUGGCCGGAGGAAAGCCUUCUCCACCUGCGCCUCCCACUGCACCUGUGUCGUGAUCGGCUACGGCAGCUGCUUGUUCCUCUACAUGAGACCCAAGCAAACGCAGGCAGCCGAGUACAACAGGGCAGUGUCCCUGAUGGUUUCUGUAGUGACCCCUUUUCUGAACCCUUUCAUCUUCACCCUCCUGAAUGACAAAGUUAUAGAGGCCCUUCGGGAUGGAGUGAAACGCUGCUGUCAGUUAUUCAGAAACUAG
This is a messenger RNA of Galeopterus variegatus (Sunda flying lemur), 654 nucleotides long. Its product is annotated as olfactory receptor 9A4-like. Gene Ontology annotation, cellular component: membrane. Gene Ontology annotation, biological process: G protein-coupled receptor signaling pathway. The annotation marks the transcript as partial. The record is from RefSeq and is a predicted model, not a curated record. NCBI's taxonomy places the organism in Eukaryota, Metazoa, Chordata, Mammalia, Dermoptera, Cynocephalidae. Gene Ontology annotation, molecular function: G protein-coupled receptor activity; olfactory receptor activity. The transcript has a single exon.